AUGGAGGGGGGCAUCUCGUUUUGGCAAGCCCUGACCCUCUCCUCGAUCCUGGGAUGGGUGCUGGCGUCGUCGGCGUUCGAUCUGACCAGGAGGGUGAGAGCCCUGACCCAGCCCUGGGUCACCCGCCGCGUGAUCGUCGAUACCCCUUUGAUCCUUGGGUUGCAGAGGAUUCAGCAUCGGCUCUUGGACGAUAUGUUCUCGGUGCUGUCUUGUGUUGUGUCCGUGCCCUUUUACACAGGAUUUCUUCCUCUUCUCUUUUGGAGCGGGCAUAGCAAAUUGGCCAGGCAGAUGACCCUGUUAAUGGCUUUCUGUGAUUACAUUGGGAAUUCUAUGAAGGAUAUGAUAUCGGCUCCUAGACCCAGCUGUCCUCCUGUGAGACGAGUGACUGCUACUAAAGAUGAGAAGGAGAAUGCCAUGGAAUAUGGCUUGCCUUCUUCACAUGCUCUCAACACUGUUUGCCUCUCUGGAUAUUUGCUUCACUAUGUUCUUAACACCUGUGUGCAAAAUGAUGGUGUCGCAAUUGCUGUUGGGGUUUCUCUUGUUUUCGCACUUGUCAUGCUAAUUGCCAUAGGGAGGAUAUACUUGGGUAUGCAUAGCUUGAUUGACAUUGUUGCAGGGAUCAUCUUUGGGCUUGUUAUCCUUUUCUUUUGGUUGACAGUCCAUGGAUAUGUUGAUGAUUUUAUUAUAUCUGAGCAGAACGUUACAUCCUUCUGGGCUAGUCUUUCUUUCCUGUUGUGUUUUGCGUAUCCUACUCCAGAAUUUCCGACCCCAAGCUUUGAAUACCACACAGCAUUUAAUGGUGUUGUGUUUGGAAUAGUCAGUGGAAUCCAGCAAACUUACUUUCAUUUUCACCAUGAGAGUGUUCCACACAUAUUUAGCCCAGAACUACCCCUUCUCGUCUUCUUGGGAAGGAUGUUGGUUGGCAUACCUACCAUACUAAUAGUGAAGUUCUGCAGCAAGGCUAUAGCUAAGUGGUUGCUGCCUGUGAUGUGCAACACUUUGGGCAUCCCGAUAGUGUCUUCAUGCUAUGUCCCAGCACUGAGGGGAUCUGACAGCAGUAAGAGCAAGUCUGAUGGUAAGCAAAUGGGUUAUCUUCAGAAAGUGAUGUCUUUCUUCCCACAGAAAGCGUAUGAUGUCGACACCGGAAUAAGGUUUCUCCAGUAUUCUGGCCUUGCAUGGUCGGUGGUUGAUUUGGUUCCGUCACUCUUCUCUUAUCUAAAUUUGUAGCAGGUGUACAUAAUCCAAAUGAGAGUUGUACACUCAUAUUCUGUUUCAAUUUGAAAUUUCUCAUAAUGGUCUUGCAAGGUUGUAAAUGAAAUCAUUCUUUGAUAUCAAUUUUGAAAAAAUAUUGUCUUUCAAA
Phoenix dactylifera (date palm) is the source of this 1360-nucleotide messenger RNA. RefSeq names its product Phosphatidic acid phosphatase (PAP2) family protein (gene SPP1). The record is from RefSeq and is a predicted model, not a curated record. Gene Ontology annotation, molecular function: sphingosine-1-phosphate phosphatase activity. NCBI's taxonomy places the organism in Eukaryota, Viridiplantae, Streptophyta, Magnoliopsida, Arecales, Arecaceae. Gene Ontology annotation, cellular component: endoplasmic reticulum membrane.